GAAGAAGUGAGAGUUCGAAAGGGAAAGACAGAGCAGAGUGUUAUUUGUGUGUGUUUCCUGCUUUUGCGGCCCCUCUCGCCGUCUUUGUGUUGCGUCAUUCCUUUUUCUCUGCCAUUUUGUGGCUCAUUAAAUCCCCCAAGCUUCCCUUUUAUUAUUAUUCUCUUCCCAGUUUCUCCAUUAUUCACUUCCAUUUAUACCUUACUUGUUCUUGUUCACAGACCAGGACAAUGGCUAUAAGCUCCAUUCCCUCCCCUACCCACAAUACUCAAGCACCCUAAUUUUGUUCCCAGAACUAGGUCCCGUACAUCGAUCUAUCUUUCCUGAUUCCUCGGUUCCUUAUUCUUCUCAUGCCUUUAUAAGAAAGUGACAUCUCCGGCAAAAGGCUAUUUUUAAUAUAUUCUCCUUUGCAUCUCUCUCUCUUCUUGUGUGGAAUUUUAAGCACUUCAUUUCAAAGUGACUAGCUCUUAACUGGCUUUGGUCCCUGAAGAAUAUGACUGAGACAAUGUUGGCUCAGAAGCAGGCAGAGGAAGCCAUAGUUACCGGCGAAACAGAGCAUGAAGGAGGCAAGAGGGAAGACGGUGAAGAUCAGCCGGAGCAGGACAGCUAUGGCUUCAGCUUCAAGGGCUUGCUCUGGCAUGGCGGUUCUGUAUGGGAUGCCUGGUUCAGUUGUGCUUCCAAUCAAGUAGCUCAAGUGCUCUUGACGCUUCCAUACUCUUUCUCUCAACUGGGUAUGAUCUCUGGCAUCUUGCUUCAGAUAUUCUACGGCAUAAUCGGAAGCUGGACGGCUUAUCUAAUCAGUGUACUCUACAUAGAGUACAGAGCCAGAAAGGAAAAGGAAAACGUCAGCUUCAAGAACCAUGUUAUUCAGUGGUUCGAAGUCCUGGAUGGGUUACUGGGGCCAUACUGGAAAGCAGUGGGGUUAGCUUUCAACUGUACUUUCCUCCUCUUUGGAUCUGUAAUACAGCUGAUAGCAUGUGCAAGUAACAUCUACUACAUAAAUGACCAUCUGGAUAAAAGGACCUGGACUUAUAUCUUUGGGGCUUGCUGUGCCACCACUGUGUUCAUACCUUCCUUCCAUAACUACCGAAUUUGGUCAUUUCUUGGCCUCGCAAUGACGACUUAUACUGCUUGGUACUUGGCCGUAGCAGCUCUGAUUCAUGGCCAGGCAGAAAACGUGACUCACUCUGGUCCAGCAAAGCUAGUUCUUUACUUCACCGGGGCCACUAACAUCCUUUACACGUUCGGCGGACACGCCGUCACAGUGGAGAUAAUGCACGCAAUGUGGAAGCCUCAGAAGUUCAAGUACAUUUAUUUACUGGCGACGCUUUAUGUCUUCACUCUGACAAUUCCCUCCGCCGCCGCCGUUUACUGGGCGUUCGGCGAUGAGCUGCUUGACCACUCCAACGCCUUCUCCCUCCUCCCCAAGACCCGCUUCCGGGACGCCGCCGUCAUCCUGAUGCUGAUUCACCAGUUUAUAACAUUUGGGUUUGCGUGUACGCCGUUGUACUUUGUGUGGGAGAAGGUGAUAGGGAUGCACGACACGAAGAGCGUUUGUGUUCGCGCGGCGGUGAGGUUGCCGGUGGUGAUUCCGAUAUGGUUCUUGGCCAUCAUCUUCCCUUUCUUUGGCCCCAUUAAUUCCGCCGUCGGUGCUCUCCUCGUUAGCUUCACCGUUUACAUCAUCCCCUCUCUGGCUCAUAUGCUCACUUACCGAACUGCCUCCGCUAGACAGAAUGCUGCAGAGAAGCCUCCAGCCUUCAUGGGAAGCUGGACUGCCAUGUAUAUCUUGAAUGCCUUUAUUGUGAUAUGGAUUUUUGUAGUUGGGUUUGGGUUUGGAGGAUGGGCCAGCAUGGCCAACUUUGUCAAGCAAAUUGACACUUUCGGCCUCUUUGCCAAGUGCUACCAGUGCAAGUCCCCGCCUCCUCCGCCACUAGCUGCCGCAGCUCCGCCGCAUCAUCACUGAUCAGACACAUACACCAGCUGACUUUUGGAUAUAUAUAUAUAUAUAUAUAUAUAUAUAUAUAUAUAGGCUGCUUCUGUUUGGCUCAACAUUUUGUAUCAUCACCUUCUUCACUUUGGUGUGAUGUUGUGUUGUGUGCUGGGUUUGGCAUAUAUUUUUGGUCUUCUUUUAAUUGGCUAUAGUUUGAAUUUAAAAAAAAAAAAAGGAAGAGAAAAGGAUUAUCCAAUGGGGCUAUGAAGCCUUUUGUGUGCUUUGUUUCAAGCAUAUUUGUAUUACUACUCUUGUGAUACGUAGAAAGGUCCAUAUGGAAGGCCCAAUUGAAGCAAAUCAUGGGCUCAGUCUCAACUCUUGCAAGUGCAGGGCUAUUAUUACCCAUGUUUUGUAAGGCCCAAUAGAGAAUGCUAAUAUUUAAAGAAAAGCUGUUGCGAAGCAAUAUGAAGCUUUUAUUUUGUGUUA
Messenger RNA from Neltuma alba, 2413 nucleotides. Its product is annotated as auxin transporter-like protein 4. NCBI's taxonomy places the organism in Eukaryota, Viridiplantae, Streptophyta, Magnoliopsida, Fabales, Fabaceae. The transcript is spliced from 7 exons. The record is from RefSeq and is a predicted model, not a curated record. The coding region runs from base 491 to 1960 and encodes 489 amino acids.